AUGGCAGUGGCCCCACUUGGCCUGUCAUGGACGCUCUCCGAUGCCAUAAGACCUGGCAAAGACCAGGCGACUGCUCCAGCGGCCUCGUCCGUCGAUACUGAAGAGUCCGUGACGACAGUAGGUGUGACAGGGCUGCCGGCUUGGCUUGAGGAUACAGCCUUCGAAAGAUACCUGGCAGAGCGCGUGCAAGGCAAUCUGCAGAACUUUGGCCUGAUUCAGGGCCGAGUGGCGGUCCAGUUUCAGGCUACGGAGCCAGAUGUUGAUAGUCCUUCGGAAUCCUACGACGAGAUGCCUCAUCAAGGUGUCCGCUUCAGCAUGCAAUUGGAUUCCAGCAGCCAGUGGCCAGUCGUGAGGUCCAUCAAUGUGGACUGCAGGAUCCAAGAAGCCGGUUCUUUCAUAAACUUGGGUAUCAGCACCAGCACAACAGUCUCCGACUGGGCCGAGGACGUGUGGUCAGCUCGCCGGCACUGGGAGCAGAGGCUGUUGUCCGGGCUAUCUAAUUACGUACGGAGGCGAGAGAAGGAAGAGGCUCCUGACGACACAUCCGUGACGUCCUCUGUCUGGAACUUCGCGUCCGAAGGGGCCAGCCCCAAGCGCCAGUCUAUCGCAGACUCUGAGGAAUCGGUGUGGAGGCUAUACGGGCCAGAGGCUUUGGGUCAGCUGCUGUCAGAGCUAAUCCUAAAUUCUGCCGCGAAGAUCGCGGCCAAGUUCCUGGAAGGUACAAUGCUGGAUGUGCUGGCGACCCUGCCUUUCUGGCCGGUUGGCCCCUUGAACUUCGAGGAGCACUUUCCACCAUUGUCAAAGCAAGACAUGUAUGUCGACUCAGACAAGCAAUUAUGCCCCGACCUGUUCUUGAGAUUGGCGGCAGUGGUGUGGAAAGCAGCCUCUCAGGGCAUGCAAACGUUGGAGCUUGCGCUCUGGGAGCUACGACAGCGCGGCAUGCCUUUGGUGAAACUAGCACUGCACACGCCGGUGCUAUAUAAGUCUGGCGGGAGGCAUCGAAGUCUGUCGGGCCCUCUGCUGAUGUUCGUCGUAGAUCAGAUGAACAAAAGAGAGUUCGCCACAGACUUGGUGCAUUCUGUGAUAGCAAGCUCUGCAGAUCCCAAUGCCGAGUAUGUCCUCUUCCCAACUGGCAAGCAGAAGGCAAUUGGAAGGUUCCCUCUCCUGUGUCUUGCGGGGAAUCGGCAAGCCCACAACCUGGCUGAAGCUCUGCUACGUCACGGGGCAGAUGUCAAUUGGGAAAUCACGCUAAACUAUUUCCCUCAUGGUGGCCAUGCCUUGUGGAGCGCAGUUUGGGGGAGCGACUAUGGCAUGAUCCGGCUACUGCUCAGCUUCGGCGAAGCCGAUGUGAAUGUACGUGCCUGGCAUCCAGAUGCUCCGCCUUUGACAGGGCAGGCGAGACACUUGCAGCUUCUGUCAUUGGCGUCCACUGCCUUGGAUUCAGAACAUGUGCACCUCUUGCUCGAGUGUAAAGCUGACUUUCAGGAGGAGCUGUCGCCUACCUUUGCUGCCUGUCAUGCUGAAGUGACUCGAUUAUUGGCAAGCCACGUAGCCUAUAGCCAUCCCCAGGCAAUUGUGCACAGGUGUGAUGAACUGCAGGGGACCUGUGGCGUCUGGAUCGACUGGGUGUUUCAAGAAAUAUCGGGUGACAUCACUUCCAAGCGGCUAUUUCGCUCUGCGUUGUCAGCUGCCAGUGCCGAUUUGGACUUGCACAGGUCUUUCAUGGCAUUGUUAUGUGACUUAAUCCAGCGCCUGCCGACCGCUGCGGCGGAACUGCUCGACAAGAUCUGCCUGCAGAGCCCUCACGUUCAGGAACCGGGCCGACAUCCGUUGAGAACGAGAUGCCUCUUCCAGGCACAUGAGCUGCACACGGCUUACCUUGCAGAGACCAAAUGGGCACCCGGCGGCACUAAGUUUCAAAACGCACUGGCGCCGCCUGCACGCCAAGCUGGAGAAAGGUAUUGCGGGCUUUUUCCAACUAUGCGGCAAGUGGAGUUCUGCGACAUACAACUAGUCGGCAUUCCAGGCCUUGUUGACGAGCGUGUUCUACUGUCGCUUCAGACGUUGCCAUGGGAAACGCUCGUGAAGCUGCUCACAGGGAGCAUCGUCUUCCAAGCUUUGGUGGAACACAUGUGGAGAGCUGGCAUGCGAAAGACACACUACAUGCAGGCAGCAACAUCGGUGAUUCAAUUCUGUUGUUUGCUGAUCUGGUGGCAAAGGACCGAGACUGGUGUAAUGGCCUGGUGCUGGGCAGUAUUUGCCGGAUCUGUGGGCUUCCAGCUGUCGAACAUCCUGCUUCUAGUUCACCGGCGCAAGGUCCCUUUGCUUCGGCGUGUCAUCCACACUGGUAUGGGCGUACAUUUGGUGGCUUCCGGCUGGUUGGCGUGGGAUGAGACCCCACGAGAUGAUUACAAGUCAUCCAUGGCCGUCAACGUAGUCGCGGUUGUUGUAUCCAUUGUAUACAACUGUCGUGUGCUGCAGCCGUUUGGCAUUCGAGUCGGCCAGAGUCUCUUGCCAAUCCUGAACUCUGUUGGCAGGCGUGAAUUCGCAGCGAUGGCGAUGCUAAUGUUCGUUACUCUGUUUGCCACGCUCUUGUAUGUGUGCAUCGAGUUCGACACAGACGCAGAAGGCUUUGCUUCAGCGGCUUUCCAGACAUGGCAAACACUCAUCGUGGGUGAGCCAACGCUGGUCAAUGCCAAUGACAGCAAUACAAACGUGAUCAGGUACCUGGCGGUGUCUUUGUGUUUCUUUGCCUGCAACACCGUGCUCAUGAACAUUCUCAUAAAUGUGACUGGCUCUGUGUAUCUCCAAGAGACGGCAAACGCCGUGGGCAGCAUGCAGGCAGAGAGGCUUCGCAUUUGCGUAGAGGCUGUGGCAGGAGCUCACUUUACUCGGUGCGCAGUUUUCGUAGAAUUUCUUGCAGGAUGGGGACUCUGGCUUCUCCUAAUUCUCGCAACUUCGAGCAUAUGGAAUGCAUUGAACAUAUUGAUUGCUAUGGCUUGUUGGCUUGUUGGCUUCUGCUCGCAGUGGCAUGUGGCACGGCGAGCAGUUGCUGCCAUGGACAACUUCGAAUCAUCGUCUCAUGCGUUGGAGCCUGGGGCUUUGCGGCAGCAAGACGAUGACAACCUCUACGAGAAAUCUGCAGGGAGAGAAUCUCUCAUGAUCGCUAUGCAGCGGGAAGAGGAACUGCUGGACGAUGAUCAAACGGGUCUGUUCGUUCUCCGUCCGGACAGCCUGGCUUGGGAUGAGGAGAUCUUCCAGGACGUCAAGAAGGGUCAAACGCACCUGGUCUACGCUGCGGCUGCCUAUCUUCGAAUUGUCCAUGGGCUCCUGGCCCUCCCGCCGCACCCUUCCUGCCGGCGGCAGAUGCUGGAUGACCUGAGACAACCGGAGUACUUGGCCAAGCUGCUCGCCCUGGUCUCGGGGCUUCCCAGCCUUGCUUGCCAUGUGGCCGCGAAGUUCCUCAAGGUGAUGUCAAGCGCAUUGACAGCGGCUGCCGAUGAUGGAGCGUGA
Molecule: messenger RNA, 3513 nt
Organism: Symbiodinium sp. CCMP2592
Lineage: Eukaryota; Dinophyceae; Suessiales; Symbiodiniaceae
Source: the annotation of a GenBank genome assembly